Messenger RNA from Hyposmocoma kahamanoa, 1394 nucleotides. RefSeq names its product 39S ribosomal protein L37, mitochondrial (gene mRpL37). Lineage: Eukaryota; Metazoa; Arthropoda; Insecta; Lepidoptera; Cosmopterigidae. The coding region runs from base 15 to 1247 and encodes 410 amino acids. The transcript has 5 exons. The record is from RefSeq and is a predicted model, not a curated record. Gene Ontology annotation, cellular component: mitochondrion.
UAUAGCUUGUCAAAAUGAGAUUAACACAAAUAUUAAAUAGACAGCACAUCGGUUUUAUGUUCAAGAAGCACUGGUUAGUCCAAGGGAAACCUGUACCUAUCAAUACAAAAGUAGAGGAAUAUUUGAAAUCAAAAGGCAUUCCUGUGGAAGAUGCUCUAGAAUUCGUGAAGGAAAAACCGGAACCACGCGAAAGAAUUGAAAUAGUAGGACCCCAUGAAUCAUCAAUAUUGUUGGAUAAGGACCACCCAUACUACAAAGAAAAGCCAUGCUACACAUUAAAACACACUAAUGUUUUACUGGAAGGCAUAUCACAGGCCCAAGUCCUCACAAAAACCAUAAUAGCCGAAGAUAAAUUGCCUCAGAAGAUUGAAGAAAUGGCGGCGAUACCUGCACCUAAAGCAAUUCAUGAGAAUGUGAAGAAGGCCAUACUAUCAGCUAAUGUCUUUGACUGCGAACAGAAGAAAUUACCAAAGAUCAAGGACCCUGAGAGGCCUGCCUAUAAUUUUCCUAGAAUUUUGGGUAUUUCAGAUAAAAGACGGAAUGAAAUUAUUACCAACAAAUUACUUCACUUGAUUGAAAGAAGCAGUGACAUAGAAGCAACUCAAUCUAAAUACAUUGUGAAUGAUGUAGAAUGUCAAUCGGUGUUUAACAAAGAUGAUGAAUUAAUACAAUUCCAAGAAGUUUCUAAUAUAUUAGUCACUAGUAACAAUCCAGUCCAACAUGAGUUGAAUGAGAAGGACAUAUCAUUUAUUGAAAUACCCGACUUGUACCCUGUGAAGCAUACUAUUACUUUGCCAAAGGAACAUUUUUACGGAAGCAGUAAAUACCCAAUUCAUCCAACAAUCACUAUGAGGCAUCCCCACACCACAUGGCUGCAUUACAACAGUACAGAAGUGAACAACGUCUAUGAGACUCCAGUCACACCUACCCAGAUCCUCGGCAGGUCAUUAACACACGCAUUUGCCGUCGCCACAGCUUACGCCAAACAGUUGCAUGGGGAAAAUGUUAAAGAUUUACCAGAGCCGGUCUAUAUAAAUUGUAUUCAAACAGACGGUCAAAAAUACCACUUUGGUAUAUUACAAUUGAAUACCUUGAAUGUUGAUGGCACUGAAGGUACCAAAAACGUUUGGUAUUGUAAGAAUGACAUGGAGCUCUAUGGUUCUAGCAAAUAUCUCAGUGCCUUGCCAGUACUGGAAAACUAUAACCCUAAAGUAUAUGAAUACAUCAACGCUUUCUACAACUGUUAGUAUGUAUUAUAUGUGCAAUAUUUAGUUCAGUACAUUCAUAAUAAUAAUGUGUAUCAGUAGGACAUUCUUUUAUUUGACUAGUUGAAACGCCAUGUGUGAGAAGUAAAGCAGUAUGUAAUGUAUUCAUGUGUAUAACCCUUUAUAUUU